Messenger RNA from Gaeumannomyces tritici R3-111a-1, 1651 nucleotides. RefSeq lists its product as hypothetical. The record is from RefSeq and is a predicted model, not a curated record. The transcript is spliced from 5 exons. NCBI's taxonomy places the organism in Eukaryota, Fungi, Ascomycota, Sordariomycetes, Magnaporthales, Magnaporthaceae. The coding region runs from base 557 to 1651 and encodes 364 amino acids.
CGAAGCUAUCUUCAAGUGAAAUCCAGAAGCAUGCAUCUUCUAUAUAUUAAAGAAGUACAGCGCGCGCACUCAAAGGACGUUAUCUGGUGAUACUCAAGACCGAGAUGGGGGCCAUGGACGAGAGGACGAGGAGGAUACGGGAAAGGGAGGAAAAGAAAGAGAAAAAGACUGAGAACAAGACCACAUUGCCAUUUACGGCUCUCCCCCAGCCAGACAGGAUCUAGGAGGCCUUUAACUCGCGUCGUCGUCAAGACUACCUGUCGGUCGUCACCAACACAGGGAACGGCAGCAGAGCCCUUUGUUGCCCAUUCUCACCCUAUCGGCUGGCGGUCUACUGCCAAAAGUGAUUUGCCUUAAUCAAGAGGGAUUGACACGCAACCCUGAUGUUUUCUCUAUUUUCGUGGCCCUUCCGUCUCUCUUAUCCCGAUCCUGCUCGCUGAAGAUAGAUCACGCACGCAGAUGCACGAACGCAUCAAGCCGUGACCUCCUCCCACGAUCGACAGCUCGCCCUCCCUCCCUUCACUGUCGAACCCUCGUACGCUCCCGCCCGCCCGACAUGGACCAAACGCCCAUCCCCCGGGGCGACAUCGCGCCCACGGGCAUCGCCAUGAUGGCGCUGACCUCCAUCGUCGUCUUCGCCCGCGUCGGCCUCAUGCUGCACCAGCAGCGCCGCCUGGCGGCCGAGGACCUCGUCCUGUACCUCUACAUCGUCCCGGCCUUCUUCCGCCUGACCGACCUGGCCGCUGGGCUCACCCCGCCGUACGCUACCGCCGGGGACGACGCCGUCUUUAUCCAAAAGACACUCUUUGCCGCCUCGGCAUGCCGCUGGUUCUGCCUGUGGUCGGCAAAGUUCUCCCUUCUUUGCAUGUACAAGAAAAUCUGCGACGGCCUUCCCAUUUACGUCCAGAUGUGGUGGGCCGUGGUUGUAUUUAGCGCCCUGAUAAGCCCUUGUUGGUUGUAUUAUUACCUCUGCUACGUCUGCUCCUCCUGGGAGGCGUGGUUUAGCGCUGGCCAGUGCCUUACCCCGAGAGACAUCAUUCACGCCAACAUCAGCAUGUGGUAUGCUUUUGCUGUGGGCGUGCUGACGGACCUAAUGAUCAUGUUUCUCCCCAUCCGUCUCGUCAUGAACCUCCAAAUGCCCGGCUCCCGCAAAAUCGGCAUCAUCUCCCUCUUCUGCCUCGGUUGGAUUCUUAUCACCGCCUCCACCAUCCGCGUCACACAGCUCGCCAGCCCGGGCAAGCAGCCUACAGUGCCGUGGCUCGCGCUCUGGGGAACGAUCGAGGCCUCAAUCGCCAUCAUGAUUGUCUCGGGCCCCGGCCUCUACCGCUCGGCAAAGUUCUACUCCCAGACCCAUCGCGCCUAUUACGCCCCGCAGGUCGACGGCGAGUCUGCCGGCCCCAGGUCCCAGAGGUCCCAGAAGCUCAGGGGCGGAAGCGGCGGCGGCGGCGGCGGCACGAUGGACGACACGGUCGACCGCGAGCAGCCCGGGUUGGUGCUAAAGCCCGUAGGUCGCGGCACCGCUUCGGCCAGCGCCACCGCCGAAACCCGGUCCCACCACAGCAGCCAGGAGGACCUGGUGGACGGCCACGGCCUACGGAGUGGUGUCAUGGUCAGAAGGGACGUGUCUGUGCAGCAUGGGAAGGCCCGGUAA